Molecule: messenger RNA, 3474 nt
Organism: Kickxella alabastrina
Lineage: Eukaryota; Fungi; Kickxellomycota; Kickxellomycetes; Kickxellales; Kickxellaceae
Exons: 1
Coding region: 1-3474 (1157 amino acids)
Source: RefSeq, a predicted model, not a curated record
AUGGCCAGUGGAAAGGGCAGCACUGCCCAGGGCUCCAAAAAGAGAAGCGCUCGCCGGGGGAAACCCCGCAGCGCAAGGCCUAUACACGACACACAUACCACAGCAGACACGAGCGCCGAAGGCGGCCCGGAACCCGUCAGCCCAGCCGAAGCGAAAGGUGAAGUGGCAGUGUCUGUUGCCGACAACUUAAGCAACACAAGAGAAAAGCCCGUAGCUCUAAAUAUAGGGUCAAAGCCAAAUAGCAGCAGAAAGCCCAACUCUGGAUCGUCAGGAAAGCAGGCGCAGAUGGUGUUUACCGUGGGCACUUUUGACGACCGCGAAUAUGACGGCCGCGCAGACAGCGAUAGCCUCAGCGAUGGUGCCAGUGCUGUGUUGCAGUCACGCUUCCGGGGCUCUCGGCAGUCAGCAGAUAUCGCCAGUAAUUCCAAAGGACUUUCAGCCACAGAGACAUCAGCAGCCGUUGCGACCAACUACAGUGCAAGCGCCAGCGUUCCUGAUGCGCCAUCGGGUCACACGCCUCCCGCUGGGGAUGCAUCCAGAAAUGUGCACCCUGCAGACACACAGAAUGUCAGAGCACUCAAGGAAUCUGCUGCCUCGCUGAGGAAGUCACAGCCAAGCCGGCAGCCCUUGUUCACCAUGGGGUCACACUCGGAGGUCAGCGAUUUGGAAUGCGCUGAUGAAUACGAUACGCCCGCUGACGGCAGGCGCAAUCCACCAGCUGAACAUGUAGCCGACUGCACAUCGGGCGACAACACGCGCGACAAGCUGAGCCCUAGCGCCAAUUUGCAGUCUAGAAUCCGAUUGCACAACUCGAGGGUCAGCUAUGCAGAUGCCGUUAUGGACAACAGCGACCGGUCCAACCAUGCAAACGGUAGUGUUGCUAAUUCCGGGGAUCGCGCUAUGAGCAGCAGUAUCAACAGCAGCAGUAUCAACAGCAGCAGUGGAUACAGGCCCAAUUUCCCGGUCAACGAGCAGAAUCGGGUCUGCAGCCCUGCAGCGCUUCAUGCGUGCAAGGCAAUGACCAGCCUUAUGCACCUCGCCGAUCCCUCGGCCAGCCACAGCUUUAGCGCGCAGUCUGCCAACGCAGCUGAUGAAGAUGGAGAGGGCUCCGGUCUGGCUUUGCGCGAGAGGGUUAUCAGCGCUCCAGCGAUCCAGGAAUCUAGCAGCAAUUUGCCUACAAGCGACAACGACCCCAGCAUUCAAGCAGGCAAGGACAAAGAAGCCCCAGAGGCACUUUACCUCGAUAGAGGCAAGGCGCCGUUGUUGCGGGACAGCCAGCUGAAAGCGCGGAAGAAGACCAGCGCCAGAAAGCCUCAUGUGAAAAAGGCCGUCAGCUCAGCGGCCCUGCGGACGCGUUUGCGGCAUGGUACGACUGCCCGCCGAGACAACCUUCCAUCAAAGGGACAUGCGCACGCGGGAGUUAAUGGCGACGCGGACGCGCCAGAUGGGGACGGCCACGUCGAGGGUUCGUAUGUUGACUACAGCGGGAAUAGUGACUCUGAAGACGACUCGGCUUCGCAGCAAAAUUAUCAUCAGGAACAGAAUCAGCAGCAGCAGCAGCAGAACAGAGCCCAGGCUGAUGCGAUGUCUCGCAUAACGCACGCCAACAUUUCUGCGCUUGACCAGUCGCGGGGCAGCCUGCAUUCAUCGACAGCGACUCUUGGAGGUGCCUGCCAAGAUAUUGAUGACUCGGUCACUACGGCCAGCAUGGACAGCCCGUGUCCUGAGCAGGCGGAUCCCAGGGACAGGCCAGCACCUGCAGGAGCAGUGCCAGCAGGAGCACCAGAGGUUGCAGCCGUUGCUGGGCCGGUACCAGCAGCAGCAGCAGCAAGCAGUGGACCGCAUAAUGGCGACACCAACGGUAUUAUUCGGUAUGAAGAUACCGUCGGCCAUUCUGUAGGCGGUGCCAUGCGCCGAAGCUCUCGUCUGCAAGAGCUUCGCAGUCACAGCCCGAAACAGCAUCAGCAUCAGCAACAUCAAUACGCGGACAGCGAGUUGCCAGUAGGCAGACAUGGCCAGCUCGUUGCCACAGAGCAAUCUCACAUAAUGCAGGAACAGGAAAUUGAGAGCAGAUACGCCGACACGGAAGGCCAGCUCAACGGCGGAAGAGACACCCAGAAUCAGCAUCAGCAUCAGCAGCAACCGGGCCGACAGACCGACAAUUUCAAGAGCAACAGCCGCCAAAUACCUGAGGAGUACACGUCACCCUUUUCAUAUGGGACUGCAGCGCACCUGACGAUGAGCACCAACCGCAAUAUGGAGUCGCAAAGGCAGCAGGGAAUUGUUGAACGCGAGCGGGAGGAGAUGGAGAUAGCAACCUCGCAGCUGACUGGCGUGCCUCGCCGAGUCAACCGGCCAACCAGCAUGCUGCCGCACAUUUUUAUCAACACAGGUACCGAGGCCCACGCACAGCAGGUGCGCAAGACCGAGCGUGUAUACGCCCACGUACGCAAUGUGGCACACCCGCUGCUGGAGAGCAUCUCUCGAUGCGUCAUGCUGCGUGAGUACCGCCUUGCGAUAGGAGUGCCGCGAACGCAGCCGCGGUCGUGGGCGUCGCGCCGAACGCCGACAGAGCCCACCGAGGCUGACAUCCAGGCCGAGUGGUGGGAGUCGCUUAUGCCCCCGCCAUUGACGCAGCCAGGUGCAGGGCGCGAUCAGCGGACGGGUACGGAGAGCUCAACUCGCCAGCAGCCAACAGAGCUCCCACAUUGGAUGCUUGUGCCUGACGAGGCGAAGUGCGCUGUGUACGGCCCAGACCUGAGUGCGCCGGGCGCCAGUUUCGGGUGCUACGAUUUAGCGGAGCCAGGGUGCGAGCACAUCCGCGAGCUGCGCAUUCGGGCCAAGGAGCUCCGGCUCAACCGGCAGCAGACCAUUUCGGCGGGCCGAAACCAGAAUCUGCCAUCGUUCCGCCCGCCCACACAUCAGUCAACAGCGACUACGGCAGCGCAGGAGACCUGGCGCGGCCGGCGCGUUCCCGGGCUUCUGACUGUCGACAUGUAUCCGGGAAACACGCGCCCGAUGGACCUUGCCGCACGGCAGGUGCAGCGGCAUAACUCGGAACCCCCCGUGUCCUCGUCCCCCGACAGCAUCAAGAUGGGCCGCGCAAACCCACUGGCGCAGCCCUACCGCCGCUACGGCACAGUUUAUGGAUGCCCAACCGGUGCCCACGCUGGCGUCACGACCGGCGCACACGGAGCGGCCGGUGGUCCGGGCAGUUUCUCUGCAGGCAACAUGGUGGCGGCGGCAGGGCUGGCUGUGCGUGGCCAGGAUGGAAUGCCGGUAGCCCGCGCCAACUCUGGAGGCAUCUGGGACAAUGACAUGCGGCGCUCCAGCUACUUUGACCGCCUUUCAAUUGACGAGACGAGGUCGCAGCUGUCGACUUCAGCCGCGCAAACCACGACAGGUGGCUUCCUGCGCAGAGUCAUAUCAGGCCUCGCUGGCGGGACCGCGGCAGCCUUUGGCGCGUCCCAGUAA